GAUCCGUUCCCGCAGCCCAUCGACAGGAUUGGUUAUAUGAAGAGCCGUCUCCUGCCGGUAUGGCCGCUUUGCGUGAGGAGCACGGAGCUAAAAUGUUCUCCUUGAAGAAAUGGAACGCGGUGGCGAUGUGGAGCUGGGAUGUGGAGUGCGAUACGUGCGCUAUCUGCCGGGUGCAGGUUAUGGAUGCCUGUCUGCGCUGCCAAGCUGAGAACAAACAGGAGGACUGUGUGGUGGUGUGGGGAGAAUGUAACCACUCCUUUCAUAAUUGCUGCAUGUCCCUAUGGGUGAAGCAGAACAACCGCUGCCCCUUAUGCCAACAAGACUGGGUGGUGCAGAGAAUCGGCAAAUAGCCAGCGUGGGACAGUCCAAACGCCAUCCUUGUGCUGCAGCAUGACUCCUUUCUAUUUUGAACACAAGAAAUAAUAUUGUGUGUAUUGUGUUCCUGUUUAAUGUGCAAUAAACCAAAUUAUCGUUCUA
Xenopus laevis (African clawed frog) is the source of this 477-nucleotide messenger RNA. RefSeq names its product ring finger protein 7 L homeolog (gene rnf7.L). Gene Ontology annotation, molecular function: ubiquitin protein ligase activity; zinc ion binding; NEDD8 ligase activity. Gene Ontology annotation, biological process: proteasome-mediated ubiquitin-dependent protein catabolic process; intracellular signal transduction. The coding region runs from base 60 to 350 and encodes 96 amino acids. The record is from RefSeq and is marked provisional. NCBI's taxonomy places the organism in Eukaryota, Metazoa, Chordata, Amphibia, Anura, Pipidae. Gene Ontology annotation, cellular component: Cul5-RING ubiquitin ligase complex; cytoplasm; nucleus. The transcript has 3 exons.